CGAAGGGUCCUGCCAGCCUAUGAUUAGACACGAUCCACCGAAUCACCGCACUUGGCCUCUCAAUUUCGGGAAUUGCAUUCGUCAAAUCCAACGGUAAUACUCCGUACUACUGACCGACUAGCACUGACUCCAGUCUAGUGACUAGUCAACUCAACUAGUGAAUCCAUCAUUGAGAUUUUUUCUACCGGUGACUCCAUCAUGGCUCCAUCUGCGGUCCCCAGUUCAUCAGGGGAUCAAAUAAAUACACCAAUGCAUCCGAUGCAGCAUCCCAAAGAAUGUAGUCGUGAGCAGACAGACACACUUCGACCAUGGACCACCCACCGAUAACCCCCCAACGGGGCCCCCAAGUGCCCCUGCUGCGUCAGAUGCUUAACGGGCUGGGCUGUCUGCUGGUGCUGCCCCUGUACUACUACCUCACCGCCGCCACCCGCCAUCCCCUCACCCUAGACCUGCUGCUCACCAUCCUCGCCGCCGAAUACAACCGCUUCACCAACGAGCGGCGCCGGCGCCGCCUCUACCAGCCCACUGCCGCGGCCGCUGACCCCGAGAAGCCGCGGGACGCGCACAGCGGACCGGACUGCAUUGCCGCCGUGGUGGGCUACCGCGAGGACCCGGGGCUGUUUGCGCGCGCGCUGAACAGCUACCGCGCGGCGGAGGGGUGUCGCUUCAUGCUGGUGGGGAUCGACGGCGACGAGGAGGCGGACAUGGAGAUGGUGCGGGUUUUCCAGAACAUCCACCCCACCGCCCCAACCAUCCACCUCGACACGCCCCUCGGCGACAUCGCCACGCGCACCUUCGACAAACUCGCCACCGCCGACCUGCACGGAUCCCCGCGGGAGGCCUACCAACUGGCCAGCAUCGCGCACUGCUGCGACCUGGCGCGCGAGAUCCUGGGAGAGCACGACCUCCUCUCCGGCCGCGGGCCGCAGCAGGUCUGCAUCUACCAGCCGCACCACAGCAAGAAGGCGAUCAUGUUCACGGCCUUCAUCUUCAGCCUGGUGCUGGCGGACGCGCGGGGGAUCGAGUACCUGUGGUCGUCGGACUCGGACACGCUGGUGUACGCGGACUCGCUGCGGCGGACGGUGGCGACGAUCGCGGGCGACCCCGCCGUGGGCGGCGCCAGUUCGGGCCUGCUGGUGCACAACGCGGGCGACUCGGUCGUCGCGCAGCUGGGCCGCAUCGUGUACUGGUGCGAGCUGUACCUGACGCGGUCGGUGGCCACGGCGGCCGGCACGAGCGACUGCCAGAGCGGGCCGAGCUCGGCGUUCCGGGUCGCCGCGCUGCCUGGGAUCCUGUAUCCGUGGUACACGCAGGAGGUUUGGGGGCAUCGGAUGAUCGUCAACGAAGACCGCCACCUUACCACCAACCUCCUCCUCCGCGGCUGGACCGUCACAUAUGUGUCCGACACGUUAACAGCAACGGAUACGCCCACCAACCUCCGCAAAUGGAUUCUCCAGCAGGUCCGCUGGUCCCGCUCCGGCCACAUCGAAUCCCUCCAAUCCCCGCACCUCUACCUCCUUACCUCGCCAUUAUUCUUCUGGGCGGCCAUCAAGCGCGAAGCCGGGCCCCUGCUGGGCCUAGGCUACAUCCUCUACUACCUGUGCACGGGCGCGAGCCUGGCGUAUUUCUCGUGGACGGAUCUGGUUGUUCGGCUCGUGUACACGGUUCUGUACAACAUCCUCCGGAACCCCGAUCGGGGGGUCCGGAAGGCAGUGCUGGGGGUGGGGUUGCUCCCCGCGCUGCUGUUCUACAAUAUCCCCCUGCCGAUUGUGCAUUUCUGGAGCGCGGUGACGGUGCUCGAGGAUGGGUGGGGGACCAGUAUGCGUUCUAAGGAGGCGGGGGUGGUGCCGGAUACUGGGAUGUGGAAGCGGUGGAAGGAGCUGGGGUUCUUUGUGGUGUACAUGGGGAUUGUGGCGGGGGUGGCGGCGCGGAUCCUGGCGGGACAUCUCGGGUAUGCGGUUUUGCAGACGGAGCGGGCGGUUUGGGGGGCGGUGGUCGUCGGGUUUGCGGGGGCGUUUUGGGGGUUGGUGGUCUGGGAGUAG
Messenger RNA from Aspergillus aculeatinus CBS 121060, 2042 nucleotides. RefSeq names its product chitin synthase. The transcript has 5 exons. Gene Ontology annotation, biological process: extracellular matrix assembly; hyaluronan biosynthetic process. The record is from RefSeq and is a predicted model, not a curated record. NCBI's taxonomy places the organism in Eukaryota, Fungi, Ascomycota, Eurotiomycetes, Eurotiales, Aspergillaceae. Gene Ontology annotation, molecular function: hyaluronan synthase activity. Bases 309 to 2042 code for a protein of 577 amino acids.